This is a messenger RNA of Lactuca virosa, 678 nucleotides long. Lineage: Eukaryota; Viridiplantae; Streptophyta; Magnoliopsida; Asterales; Asteraceae. The record is from the annotation of a GenBank genome assembly.
AUGGAAGAAGAUGAUUUCAAGACACAGGGUAAAGUGAGAUGCAAGGAUGCUUUCUUUAACUUCAGUUCUGAUCAUGAAGAUAAUGAAGCUGAUGAAGAGAAUGACGUUGCUGAUGAAGAUGAAGAAGGGUUUGGGUCAAAAGAGGAAAUCGAUGACACAACAGGGGCUAAUGAUCUUCAUUUGGGAGAUGCGGUUGGUGCAGGCUUCCCUAUUCACGAUCCAUCAGUUGAGUGGAAUAAGAUGAAGCCCCUUCUUGGUGAAAGGUAUGAAUCACCACAUCAGCUGCAACAAUGUCUCACUAAUUAUGCUAUUAAGUCAGGGUAUCACAUUAAAUUUGCGAAGUGUGACACUGUGAGAUUAGUUGCCAAAUGUGGUUCUAAGAUGAAGUCUCAACCCUGUCCAUUCAGAGUUCAUGCUUCCUGGAUGACUCAAGAAAGGUCUUUUCAGAUUAAAACCUUAGUCGAUGAGCACAAAUGUGUAAGAAAUUUCAAUAUUUCAAAUUUACUGAGUCCUAGAUGGCUAGCAAGACACUUUUUGAAGGAGUUGAUAAUGAAACCUAACUUGAAGUGUAAGGAGAUGCAAUCAAUAAUUAGGAACAAAUUUCAUUGUGGGGUGUCUUGGUCUAAGGCUUACAGAACAAGGUGUAGAGCAAUGAGCAUUAUAGAUGGGAUUGCUUGA